AGCAACAGGUACACUCGACGAUUCACCCGCGGCAGCGAAGAAGCUUUCCCAGACUCGAUUCAUCCCCGCUUGCGGCGGAUCAAUUAGAUCGGUCUCAACAAAAUCACGUAUACCAUAACGUACAUUUUGCACGCGGAUUUGAUUGAGAUGGAGACCUUGCAAAUUUGGACGAGAAAAUUGUAUGUGAAAAGCUUGACACUCGGAUUGGGUAGUACUGCAGGGCUGAUUUGUCUCUACGGGAGCGGUCACGGACUUGUUGCUACCACGUUUACCGUUCUAGGCUUCGGAACUGCAUAUAUCCGUUGGAGGAAUGCGACGCGUUUACCGAUUCACUCGAAGCACGCGGUGAUCGUAACAGGAUGCGACUCGGGACUUGGAUACAGCUUGGCUCUGCACUGUCGCGCCCUGGAUGCAACGGUAAUCGCUGGUGUCUUACAGCCCGACGGCCUGGGUGCUCGGGAUCUGAUACGAAAUGGGAUCAACGUCAUUCCCUUGGACAUAACCAGGAGCGAGAGUAUCGCCCAAUUUGGUACCGAAGCUCGGGAGCUGAUGGCUCAGGAGACGCUUGAUCUUCGCGCGCUCGUGAACAACGCCGGGAUGAUGAUUUUCGGCGAAUUCGAAUGGCAGACUGAGGAGCAAAUGCGACGCCAGGUCGAAGUAAAUCUCCUCGGAACGAUGGGAAUCACCAAGGAGCUUAUGCCGGUCGUCAGGUCAAAGAGGAGCAGAAUCAUCGUCGUCACGAGUCACUGUUCGAGCCAGCCUUUGCCCGGCGUUGCGACGUACGCCGCGACGAAAGCCGGUCUCUCGGCUUGGACGACGGCACUCAGGCUCGAAGUUUCCAAGUAUGGAGUCGAGGUUGUCUGUUUUGUGCCAGGAUCAUUCACCAAGGAUAGUAAUCUACUGUCGAGACAGACCAAACACUUCGCGGACAUGGCAAAUGCGAUGAAGCCUGAAGCGAGAAACUUCUACGGUAGCUACUUCACGAGGUACCGCCGGUAUCUUUCCGAAAUGUCGCGAGAGAUUGCGCCGCAUAAGAUAGAGGAUCCCCUGCUUUAUCAGGCCUUUGACGGCGCUUUAAUGGACGUCUAUCCUCGCAGCGUCUACAAAUGUGAACCGUGGAGAUACACGUUCUAUCACCUACUAUUCAGUACUACACCCACGUUCGUUCGCGAUUGGUUAGUGGAGAAAUUCGUUUCGAUGCCGAGAUGGAAUCCUUCUAUGAAAGAGGCAGAAGAGGAUGCAAUGAUACCGGAACUUCAGAACCUCAAAUCUUAUGAGUCCGAUCAUAUGCCAGACGAUGAAACGGUUCCUAGUUCUGUAAAAUCUAGUCCGGAAGAUGCGUCAACGCACAAAAAUGAUUCGAAUACCUUUACCAAGAGGAACAACUUAUCACGGUGAUGCUACCAGCUACUGUACUUUAAGCCGUCGUUUUUACGAUCACAUUAAUCUCUUCUUCAUAAUCCCGAUACAGUGAUAACUCUGCGUGGUGUAUACUCUCGAAAAAAAUUUGUAAUGUUAAAUUAUACCUAAUACACAGUUUGUCUACCCAAGAGUUUAAUAAUUAUACAUGCAUUUGUAAUG
Messenger RNA from Diprion similis, 1581 nucleotides. RefSeq names its product retinol dehydrogenase 7 (gene sro). NCBI's taxonomy places the organism in Eukaryota, Metazoa, Arthropoda, Insecta, Hymenoptera, Diprionidae. The transcript is spliced from 5 exons. The record is from RefSeq and is a predicted model, not a curated record. Gene Ontology annotation, molecular function: oxidoreductase activity. Bases 148 to 1398 code for a protein of 416 amino acids.